AACAUACUGGGAACCAAUGUAAAGAAGCUAAAAAGGAGUCACAAUCAUAAUAUAUUUAUCAACAUAAUAUAGAUUUAUACAAUUAUAGGUAUAGGUAUAUCUCCAGUACAAAUGUUCACAUAAUUUCCGCUUGGCUCGUUCUGCAUUAAUCCUCUGUUCAGCUUUAAUAUAACGGGGAGAUUUCUAGGAAACCGUUGGCUUUUAUUUUGAUGUUUUAAGCCGCCACACUUCCUGAUUGACGUUCGAAACUUGACGUAGCUUGUUCCCAGUUGGUCGGGAGCUCGUGAGUGCAGUUCGAUUUGUUGUCCAGGCGGCUGCGCGUGUUGCUGUACCUGGUUGCAGUAUAUAAAGGCAGUCAACGGUCAGAAAUCACAACGGUCAAACCACUCGAUACGUUAACCUUGUGCUGUCCGUCCCGUCCUCCCCCCUCCCCGAAACAUUUCACUUCUCCUCUCUGCCACCGGCAUCCGUGUCCCCCCUCUCAAAACCAGGGGGAGAGGAGGGGGUCCAGCGCGGGGCGAGACAGGACAGACCGGAGGAACGACCAGCAUGGACCCCCAAACGAAGGACCGCACCAGCCCGGCGGCGGGGGGCUUCAGCGGGCGCCUGGCCUCCCUGGGAGCCGACGGGGGCGACUCGGAGUCCGGAGCCGGCUCGGAGGAAGCCGCUGUGGGCUGCUGCAGCGACACGUUCAGCAGCCUGCCCGACAUGGAGCAGGAGACUCUGGAGGAGAAAUUAAGAGGACUGGCGUUCAGAAAACAGACCUCUUAUCGGAAGGCGAUCUCCCGCUCAGGCCUCCAGCACCUCGGCCCACCCCAGCCCUCCCUGCCUCCUGCAUCCAACGGCCCCAACAAGGAGCUGCGCACCUGCGUGGACUGGACGGAGAACGCGGUGAAUGGGGAUCACCUGUGGAUGGAGACGAGUUGUUCAGGAGAGCUCUGUUAUCUCGGAGAGGAUACCUGCCUACUAAAGACUGCAAAGUCGGCCCCCAGGAGGAAAUGUGCAGCCUGUAAGAUCGUUGUUCACACUGGCUGCAUAGAGCAACUAGAAAAGAUUAACUUCAGAUGUAAGCCAACCUUCAGAGAGGGAGGAUCCAGAUGCCUCAGAGAUCAGAACAUAUUGAGACAUCACUGGGUUCACAGACGGAGACAAGAGGGCAAAUGUAGACAAUGUGGAAAGAGUUUUCAACAGAAGUUCUUCCACAGUAAAGAAAUCAUCGCAAUCAGUUGUUCUUGGUGUAAACAGGCAUUCCACAACAAGGUGACGUGUUUCAUGCUGCACCAGAUCGAGGAGCCGUGUUCACUGGGGGCCCACGCUGGAGUCAUAGUACCACCGUCCUGGAUCAUCAAAGUCAGGAAACCACAGAGCUCACUUAAGAACUCUGCCAGGAGAAAAAAGCGAACAUCUUUCAAACGAAGGACGAGCAAGAAGGGACUGGAUGAGUCUAAAUGGCGUCCGUUCAUGUUGAAGCCUCUCCCUUCUCCUCUCAUGAAGCCCAUCUUGGUUUUUGUCAAUCCCAAGAGUGGAGGCAACCAGGGUGCCAAGGUGUUACAGAUGUUCAUGUGGAUCUUGAACCCACGACAAGUCUUUGACCUGUCACAGGGUGGACUGCGAGAGGCGUUGGAGUUGUAUCGGAAAGUGCCAAAUCUGAGGAUCCUUGCCUGCGGAGGGGACGGGACGGUGGGGUGGAUCCUGUCUGCUCUCGAUGAGCUGCAGAUGAACCCCCAGCCUCCAGUCGCUGUUCUUCCUCUGGGAACAGGAAAUGACCUCGCCAGGACGCUCAACUGGGGUGGGGGCUACACAGACGAGCCAGUGUCCAAGGUUUUGUGUCAUGUGGAGGAUGGUUCGGUUGUGCAGCUGGACAGGUGGAACCUCCUGGUGGAGAAAAGUGCCACCCAGCCAGAGGAGGGAACACAGAAGCUGCCUCUGAAUGUGUUCAACAACUACUUCAGCCUGGGCUUCGAUGCUCAUGUCACCCUGGAGUUCCACGAGUCCAGAGAGGCCAACCCAGAAAAGUUUAACAGUCGCUUCCGCAACAAGAUGUUCUAUGCAGGAGCUGCAUUCUCAGAUUUCCUCCAGAGAAGCUCCAGGGAUUUGUCCAAGCACGUCAGAGUGGUGUGUGAUGGUACAGAUCUAACCCCCAAGAUCCAGGAGCUGAAAUUCCAGUGCAUUGUGUUUCUAAAUAUUCCCAGGUACUGUGCUGGCACCAUGCCGUGGGGAAACACAGGCGACCACCGGGAUUUUGAACCGCAGCGUCACGACGACGGCUGCAUUGAGGUUAUCGGCUUCACCAUGGCUUCAUUGGCAGCGCUACAGGUUGGCGGUCACGGAGAGAGGCUUCACCAGUGCAGAGAGGUCGUAUUAACCACCUUCAAGACUGUACCUGUUCAGGUGGACGGUGAGCCGUGCCGACUGGCUCCAUCCACUCUCCGUAUCUCCCUCCGAAAUCAGGCCAACAUGGUCCAGAAGAGCAAGAGACGCACCUCUGUGCCCCUGCUCAACGAUAUUCAGAAGGUGUGUGCAGCUGAUCUGCGCCGCCUCUCUGCUCCCCCCGACUCCUUCUCUGUUCCUCACGCAGUUCCAGAUCGUCUGCGUCUGCGAGUGAAUCGGAUCAGCCUCCAGGAGUAUGACAGACUGCAGUACGACAAAGAGCGACUUCGAGAUAUUUCCAUCCCAGUAGGUAUUGUGGUGGUAAGAGGAGACUGUGACCUGGAGACAUGCAGACUUUAUAUUGACAGAUUACAAGAGGAUUUACACCAGGCGCCAUCUACUGGCCACAGAGUGCACUAUCAGGAUGAGAGCAGAGGUGUCCCCAGGACUAGCUCAGCCAGUCGACUCUCUCCCAACUGGAGCUUCUUGGAUUCCACAUCAGCCGACCGCUUCUAUCGUAUUGACAAGGCUCAGGAGCACCUGCACUUUGUGACAGAGAUUUGUCAGGAUGAGGUUUUUAUCCUGGACCACGAGGGACCUGUGGUGAACCAGGGGUCGUGCGCGGGUAUGCCUGAUCUGGUGGUGGAACCUACAGCUGGUGCUCCACUGACACCUGAGGAACAAGCUUUGUUGACGGCUGCCAGUUCCGGGGAUCUUUCUAUGCUGUCGGAGUGUGUGCGUCAUGGCGUCAGCUUGUUGGUCAGAGACUCUGGAGGUUGUUCAGUGUUACACAUAGCUGCUCAGAAUGGACACACAGACCUGGUCAGCUACAUCCUGCAACAGGGCUCCAAAGUGCUUCUGGAUUUGACAGACAAAGAGAAAGGGGACACUGCCUUGCACAAAGCAGCCUCUGAGAAGCAGCACGCCGUGUGUCGAUUGCUGGUUGAGGCCGGGGCGUCGCUCGAGAAGACCAACUUCCAAGGGAAGACACCAGCGGACCAAGCAGAGGGAGACUCGGAGCUCGCCACCUACCUGAGCGCCCAGCAACACGCUGCUUCUGCCACCCAGGAAGACUUAGAGACGGCAGUCUGAGGCGCGCACACACAAACACAAUCACACACUUCACACACACUCACUCCUGUCUCCCUGGACUCUGCAGACACUCGUAGUGGAGAAGAAUCCGUGAGAGAAAACGUGUUAAAAAAAUAAACAGAAUCUGGUUUCAGCUCCACAGACGAGGAGAUAAAUCAGAUGAACCACAGGAGUGAUGAACUGCUUCAGCUCACAGCAGCACUGCAGUGGAGAUUUUAAUGGUCAACUAUUUAUUUGUAUUUAUUUAUUCAUAUUCUAUUUAUUGGUUGUUGCUGAUUGAUUGAUCGGCUGAGUGAUUGAUUGAUAGUAGGACUUUUAACGGCUCAGGAUGUAAGUGCACUUUGAGCAGCCGUCACAGGUCGUGAGUUCGCUUGUCGUUCAGGAGGAGAUGAACUCAUGAAAUGAUGUUGCUCAUCUUGUGUGGGAUUUUAAUUUUCUCAAAUCAUAUUUUAAGGAAACAGGGGUCGUGGCUUUAUUCAGUAAGACUUCUUCAGUGGUGGAGUGUGUGUCGAUGAAACAUUUAAACACAGGAUUUCUGUUGAAAAUAGUCAAAAUAACAUGAAGUCUCAUUUCAGAUCUGAUAGAAAUAGUAAGUGUUUAUGUGUUUACCCCAAAAUAACCUGAGUGCCAAAGACAGUGCACAGUGAUUUAGUGUCAUACUGAGUCCACAGUUUCACCAUUGUCCCCAGCAUCUAUCACACUGUUUGGUUUUUCUCGCAAAUAUCCAAAACUGUGUCUCCAACACCAGAUUAUGCAACGAUAAAAUUUUUAUGACAUGCAUCAUUGUAAGAAAGUAACAUUUAUUUAUGCAGAUUCUUUCAGAGCCACAGUUAUAAAGUGCUCAUAAAACUGAAACACAACAAAUACAAGAAACAGUCAAAUGUAAAACCUUUCACACCACAGGAACAUUCCCACAACACUGGGAACAUUAUAGGAACUCAGGUCAGUUCUUGUAGUUCAGAAAAGUCCCUGCUCUGGUGGGAACAACUUUCCAGUUGUCCAGGAACUAUCAGGGAAGUGGCGGCCAUUUUUAAAAACAUGCAACAGCAAACAUGGUGUUAACUGGUGGACAAUGAAGUUUGUUCUUCGUUAAGCAUUAACGAAGGACAGGAGGAGGACGUAAAAGAGGGGGGUGUAUGAGGAGGGAUUAAUAUACCUUCACUCUCUCUCCCUCCCUUUCUACUGCUGUGUGUCUCCUUUCCAAUAUUUAUUCAAUUUGUCAGUAAAUUUAAAAAAAAAACAGCGACUUUAAACACCUCCAUGUUUGGUGGAGGAGUUUGAAGACAGGAGAUCUUCACUGUUUCCUUUUGCUGCAUCAGUUUACCUGAUUUCCCCUGGUGAAAACGCACAGAACAACACCACAAAGCAACGUUUUAGUUCCUGCAACAAUUCCUAGACAAAGUUCCUUUUAGUGAAAUCACUAUUUUCUGCUACUUUAUAGACCAAACAAUCGAGAAACAAAUCCUGUAUUAGCUGAUGACUUUCGCUACAAGACUUUAAGUUCAGUCAAAAUGGCUGUUCUUGCUUAAAUGUUUCAGUUUUUGUCAUUGAACAGGAAGGAACUAAAUGAAAUCAUUUAUGGGACCAGAUCUGAUUAUUGAGAGAGGACCAGUAUUUAGCCCCCUGGGGAUUAAAAACAACACAUUACUCAACCAUAAAUCCUGCAGCAGGUAAUCUUUAGUGAGUGCAGCCAGUUGAUUUUGGAGGGCAGACCAGAGUGUGUUUAAAAAACUGAGUAUUUAAAGCAUCAUCACCAAAAUGUUAAUUUCUUUUUCUCUGCUGCCGUCACACAAACAAAUAUUUGAAAGUUUUCACAGUGGGAUUGUGUGUAUCUGGUACUCCUGAUCCGACAAGGCUUUUCACAUGCAGCUUGUGUGUGUGUGUGUGUGUGUGUGUGUGUGUGUGUGUGUGUGUGUGUGUGAUGAUCCAUAUCAAAUCUAAAAACACAAGUUAAGUACAACUGCAACAGAAAAAGAUUUCACUCUUCUCUCUGUGCAGUAUGUACAUAACUAAAGAUUGUGUGUUGUGUAGUGAUUGUGUGUGUGUGUGUGUAUCAUUAGUACACAUGCCUGAGUGUGUGUGUGAUUGUGUGUGUUUUGCAGCAUUUAUCCAAGAAGAAAAGAAAAAUCUGAGCCAUAUUCAAUGCAAUAUGAAUAGAUGACGUCUUUUUGCAUUUCUCUAUUAAUCGUUUACAUUACAUUAAUGUUUUUAACAUAGUCGACCAUUUAGCACCGAGGACUAUUGAAUGUGCAAUUUAACUUCAGUGCUGGUUGGGUUUAUGAUUGUCUUGUUAUUUUAUUUUAUUUUUCUUUCUUUUGUGUGCAUGUAUGUCAAUGGAUUGAACAUUUAAACAUCCCAGUGAGGUCUCUUUAGAUAUAACCUGUUGUAAACUAAAUCGAUAUAUACAGAAGUAUUUGUGGGGACGUUGGACAUUUUAAAGGCUUAAUGUGUAGCCAUUGUAGAAGUCUGGCUUUUUAAGGAGUCACAGUAUUCAAUCAAAGUCAUUACUCACAUUUUAUGUCUCAGUGGAGCUUUUAUGACUUUCUUUACCAUUAAAGGGGCUAUUUGUAAGUUUUUGCCAUCAUUACGUAGCCAGUGUUAGCAUUAGCAGUUGUUUACUCCCAAAGAGCUUCAGCCAUUAUAUAUCGUUUACAAGACGAGAUUAGAAUAUCUCCUGUGGGCAGCACUUCUUCAUCCUCUCAUGUUGGACUAGGAGCAGACUGGACGCUACAGUGACUCACUGUCACAAAGUGGUGUUACGAGACAGGACAGGGCUACCUGGUUAGCAUGCUAACUUCAGUAGAAGAGCAGAAACAAGAGUAAAUGUUGUCACUUUCCACCACUGGAGACAGCUCUCAGUAAAUAAAGGAAUGAAGUUUGAUGCUGAACUCUUGGUAAGUAAACAGCUGUUAAUGCUAACAUUAGCGAUAGCAAAAUUCUACCAUAUACCACCUUUAAAAACAGCCCUUGGCAAGUUGUAUUUGAAAUAGAGCUGUCACAAACCAAGGUUGCUUUUUGUAUUCCUUUAACUGCACAGCAUCCUUUUCCAGAUUUAUUUAAAAAAAAAAAAAACUUAAUCUAAGGUCCACAAGAUGUGACUGAAAGCUCUGAAAACUUUAGUAAGGGGACCUUGAGUUAUUUUUGCUGAGACUAGUAUUUGCAAGGUGAAAAAUAAACCUUCAACCUAAGAUUUGUGUGUAUUGAUAUUAAGCAACCAUUUAACGUCUUGAUUAGGGCUGGGUAUAUUUGAAACUUUUCAAAACUACUGCCAAUGUGAUAACUAAGUGUCAGCGCUGAUACUUACUUGGUAAAUACAUGUAAAAUACUGUGUGUUUUUCUUAUUUUUAUUUAUCAGAUGAAGCCAAAGUUAUCAAAUGUUAAAUAUUGUCUAAAUAGCAGCAGUUAUACGCAACUUUUUCCUGAUUAAAAUAGACUAGCAGAGACACUCUCCAGUUCUUAUACAUGAAGAUCAGUUUACUUGUCAUGAUUAGUUCUGCUCAGCCUGUGAAAACGGUUUUAUAACAUCUUCUGAGAUAUGGAGAUUCAGCAUUUCUUAGUUUCUGCUUCUUCAAUUUUUCACAUUUAGUUAUUAAAUCCAUGUCUCAUAAGUCCACAGUUUUCUUUCAUUCAGCGCUAAAGGGACCAAAGAGGUUCAAUCAUACCCAGCCUUGGUCUGUUAUUUCUUAGGAUUUUCUGCUGUAUUAUUACACCAUGACCUCUGAGCACAGGUAAAUAUCAGAGCUAAAGUCAUCAGGUGUUUUUAAAGUUUUUGGUUUUUAUUAGUGGUCAGAUCUGUUUCAUGAGUGUGAGCUGUCAUCGCAGCGUUACUGUGGGUGUGUGCAGAUCUUGGCCUAAAGAACACUGAUUUCAGUUUCCUCAAAAACUGAAGUUUUACUUCUUUUUAAAAAUAAAUGUUGACAUUGCACAACUUCUACAAUGGCUACCAGUGUUGACAUCCAGCACUGAGACCUUCACUGAGUGUAUGAGGAUGAUUAAAUAGGCAAAAAAUGUGUGUAAAUGAAAAUCUUGAACCUGAACUACCUGUUGAAAGGUGAUGACAUUUUCUACAAAGUGACUGUGGUAAUAAGCUAUGGCCCACUCUGAACGACAUACAGUACACACACACGCACACACAUGCUUAUUAUCACUCUUUCUAUUCAGUAGAAACAUGACUUUGUAUUAAAUUGUGUCUCUCAUUAGCAUUGGUUAUGCAUGGCAUUUUCUUACAUCCUUGGGAUUAUUUUCUGGUAAUGGCAUAAAACAAAUGGCAUUAUUGUUGUUUAAACUAUUAAAUUAUUAUAGUUUUAAAUGAUUUUUACCUGAGUUUCUUCUUAGGUUGGGCAUGUGUUGGGUGUUUAUUUUUGUAUUUCUGCUGCUGAUGAUGAUGAUGGGAUUACUUGAAGUUUUUUUUAUUUUCUUAAUUUGUUAAAAGAUGUGAUGCUGUAGUUUCUUUCUUUUUUUUUUGCCUCUUUGAAUGCUUGCUUUGCGGGGAAUCUCCUCAGUAGAGUCACUAGCCUGUUCUUCCUCUUCUUUCAAGCCACAAACAAAAACAAACUGGAAACCAAAAUGACACAUUGAAGACGUCACUUAUUCAUGCAGACUUUUAAGGUAUUCAGAAGCUUCUCAGCGGCGGGCAGUUACAGUUUUUCCCAGUCAUAUCAUCUUCAUGAAAAAAGCAAAAACAUCUCCACACUCCAAACCACCAAUGUAUUUAAAGGUACUUUAUGUAAGAGUGUGACGCAAUUAACAUGUAUUAAUCUCUUUUUUAUUAUCAGUGUGUGAACAGAUUGUAAUGUCACUUAAAGCAGCGAAAUGUAACUUUGCCUCUGCGGCCAUGAGUUGUAAUUAAUUUUGUUCUGUGUUGGGUGUAUAUUACCCAUGAUCCUCGGCUUCUUUCUUGGCUGGAUAUCAGAGAUGAACGCUGGUUUUUAAUGACUUCUAACUCUGGACGAGUUUUUUGGGAAAAUCCAAAGGAUCCAAACCCAAAGGAUGUUACGUUUAUGGUUGCUCUCGAGUGCCUUGCCUGAAGGCCUCUCUUCUGUUCCCCAGCAGCACCAACAGUGUGCAGCAACAGCUAAUGUUAUCUUAGAAAUGGAGUCCGCUAACGUCAACAAACGACAGCACAACACAAAAAACACAUUGGUCAAACCAUAGUCUCACACAGUCAGACCUCCAUGCUUCAGUUUAAUAUUUAAAUAUAGUUAAUAGACAAAUGAUAAUAAAAAUGUAACUGUAGUUACCUAAUCUGUCAACAUGAUGCUGGUCAAUCACAAGCAUCAGGAAGCUGAUGACAGUUCAUUUAAAAUGGCUGCUGGUGUCAUUAUUAACAAUGCUUUUCUGAAUGUUACAUAUAGUACCUUUAAAUGGACGAUGUUUCGAUCCCAUCAGGUCAAAAUGUUUAAAAAUGGCCACCAUACACAUACAGAGUAGUUACAGUGAGUAACAGAGACAGUAUUAUAUAAAAUACAUGAAGCAUGUCAAAAUUAUCUUAAAUACAAAUGUAUUUUUUUUCUUUUCACUUGCUUUCCAGCUACAGUUUGCAUCUAGUUUAUUUUCAUGUUCAACAAUGUUCAACAGAGUAGAAAACUAAAAUAUCAAAAUAAGAUGUUGUUAUAGGUAAAAUUGGCAUUUUAUUUGUUUAAAAAAGGCUCUGGGUCAGCACCAAAUUACAAGUCAUUCUGUUUCUUCUUGUACUCUGUAUUUUUUUGUCUUCUUUUUCUGGUAUCGUUCUUUAUUUCAGGGUGUGUAACCUUAUAUCCAAAAUGCUUUUGUUUCUCCAACAAGCAGUGACUUGUUCGGAAGUCUGUAUGUGGGGGAAAAAAAAAAAAUACCCGCACACACAAGACCUAAGAGAUUUCUCACGAGACUGUAAAAGGCAAAUAUACAGUAACCUCCCUGAGUCACUGCCUGGGAUUUCCCUGUAGGACAAACAGCACAAAGUCCACUCACUCAGUCACCGCUCUCUUCACUCACACUUUUUCACAUCUUUUUUUCUGAGCAUUUAAGGACGUCUCUUUCAUGUUGGCUCAAAAAUCAAGAUGAAAAGUUCAUUAUGAUCUGAAGCCUCAGAACAGCCACUAAAGACAAGAGGAAAUAUCCCUGUUGUUUUCAUCAUCUGGUGAAUUUCCCUUGUGGCAUUUUGAAAAACCACGCAGAGGAAUGUCAAGCUUGAAUCUCUAAGUCUGUCUCCUUACUGGCAGGUACAAGUUUAAUGUGACUCUCAUGAGUCAGCAGAGUCAGUUAAACAAAAUUGUUGUGUCAUUGACGUGUCAUUCAAAACAACAUCAGGUUUCAUUUUCUAUGUCUUUACAGAGAUGUUCUGGAAGCUUCUUCCUCUUUUUCUGCUUCCUGUUUUUUAAAAGGCUUUGGUGAACAAUAGAUUUACAAACAACAAGGAAGGGUCAACUACAUUUUUACAAACCUGGGCCCAUGUCUGAGUAAACUACUACAAUUAAACUAUUAAAAUUAUAUAUAGCAAUACAUCAUAAAUGAUACAGUAAAUAAAGAUUUAAAAGAUCUUCACGCUCUUCAAUUUGAAUUAAAGGUUAGUCCAUUUAUUUGUGAAACUGUGCACAUAUCAGCAGCAUACAUACAUACAUACAUUUGAGGGGUUUUUACAUCCUGGAAGUUCCCAUCUGAAGCAACAAUUUCCUUUCUUUACAUUGUGACUUUGUAUGACUUUGGUGGACUUUAAAAACGUUUAUGGGCAGACAAUAAAAGACGUGUAUACAGUAAAUCUGAGAGGCAUAAUAUCUAACGCAUGCCAGACUGUACAGUUGUAACAUCGUUUGAGUAACCUUAUGAUUUUAGAAUAAAUAAAGUUGAUUAAAA
Messenger RNA from Lates calcarifer (barramundi perch), 10293 nucleotides. It is a transcript of the gene dgki, whose product is annotated as diacylglycerol kinase, iota. Gene Ontology annotation, biological process: regulation of synaptic transmission, glutamatergic; intracellular signal transduction; diacylglycerol metabolic process. Gene Ontology annotation, molecular function: ATP-dependent diacylglycerol kinase activity; protein binding. NCBI's taxonomy places the organism in Eukaryota, Metazoa, Chordata, Actinopteri, Centropomidae. The transcript has 34 exons. Gene Ontology annotation, cellular component: nucleus. Bases 550 to 3462 code for a protein of 970 amino acids. The record is from RefSeq and is a predicted model, not a curated record.